CUCUGCUACCUCUCCACCCUUGACUGGUCCAUGAUCCUUGACUCGGUGGAGGACAACUACAUCGUGGCCAAUAAGAAUGAUCGAGAGUGCGGAGAUGUCUGCCCCGGCACGAUUCAGGGCAAAACCACCUGCCCCCUCACCACCAUCAACGGAGACUUUAGCGAGCGCUGCUGGAACCAGAAGCAUUGCCAGAGAAUGUGCCCAUCCUCAUGCAAGCACCGCGCCUGCACUAAAGACAACCAGUGCUGCCACGACCAGUGUCUGGGCGGCUGCUUGGAGCCCAACUCGUCAAACAAAUGUGUGGCCUGCCGCAACUACAUGCACAAUAACGUCUGCGUUGACAAGUGCCCAGCUGGUUUCUACACCUUUAAGGGCUGGCGCUGCAUCAGCUUCAGCUUUUGCCAGGAACUUCACAACAAGUGUAAGCAGAGCAAAGGUGACUGCCACGAAUACGUCAUCCACAACAGUGCCUGCAUCCCAGAGUGCCCUUCUGGGUACACCAUUGUGAACUCCACUACGUUGAACUGCACCCCAUGCGCUGGCCUCUGUCCCAAAGUGUGCAUGGGGCUGAAGACAGUGGACUCAGUCACUGCUGCGCAGGCUCUGAGAGGAUGCACUGUGAUCAACGGCAGUUUGGUCAUCAACAUCCGCGGAGGGAAUAACAUAGCCGCAGAGCUGGAAGCUAACUUGGGACAGCUGGAGGAGAUCACCGGCUACCUGACAGUACGACACUCAUACGCCCUAGUCUCUCUAUCUUUCCUUCGCAAGCUCCGAAUCAUCCAUGGAGAGACACAGGAAGUCGGGAAUUAUUCCUUCUAUGCCCUCGAUAACCAGAACCUGCGUCAGCUGUGGGACUGGACCAAACACAACCUGACCAUCAAGCAGGGUCGCAUGUUUUUCCAUCAUAAUUCAAAACUCUGCAUGUCAGAGAUCCGGAAGAUGGAGGGGGUGACAGGCACUAAGAACCGGCAAGCAAAGAAUGACAUUGUCUCAAAGACCAAUGGAGAUCAGGCUUCAUGUGAGAGCCAGGUUUUGAAGUUCACACAGAUUCGCACGCUUUCUGACAAGAUCAUAAUUAAAUGGGAACCUUUCUGGCCACCAGAUUUUCGAGACCUCCUGGGAUUCAUGGUUUUAUACAAAGAGGCGCCAUAUAAGAACGUGACUGAGUUUGAUGGUCAGGACGCAUGUGGCUCUAACAGCUGGGUCAUAGCAGAUGUAGACCCUCCGCCUCGUGCCACAGAUGGAAAGGAACAGCAGGAGCCCGGGUACCUCAUCCUCCCUCUGAAGCCGUGGACACAGUACGCCAUCAUGGUCAAAACCCAGCUCUCCGCUUCUGAUGAACACCAAGUCCACGGAGCAAAGAGCGAAAUCAUCUAUGUCCGCACCAAUGCUACCAAACCCUCUGUGCCCCUGGACCCCAUAUCCUCAUCGAACUCCUCAUCUCAGAUCAUUCUGAAGUGGAAGCCCCCUAACGAUCCAAAUGGAAACAUCACACACUACCUGGUCUUCUGCCAGCAGCAACCAGAGGCCAGCGAGCUCUAUAAGUUUGAUUACUGUCAGAAAGGUAUGAAGCUGCCCACCAGAGCCCCCACACAAGUGGACAGUGAAGAGGAACAGAAGUGGAACCAAACCGAAGAGCAGGGCCAAGAUAGCCGCUGCUGUGCUUGCCCCAAAACGGAGAAACAGCUGAAGAAAGAGGCGGAGGAGACAGAGUACCGCAAAACCUUCGAGAACUACCUCCAUAAUGAAGUGUUUGAGCUCAGGACAUCACGACAGCGCAGAUCUCUGGUGGGCAUUGCCAACAGGACCUCUUCUCAUCUUUUCACUACACCUUCUUCACUGCCCAAUGGCUCUGCCACUCGUAGCCCAGAGGAGGAAGCAGAGGCCAAUAAGAUUUCCCUGAUUGUUCAGGCCAAGGAGUCGACGGUCAUCUCUAAUCUGCGCCAUUUCACCAGCUACCAGAUAGAAAUCCAUGCCUGCAACCAUGAGACUGACCCCUCUCGCUGCAGUAUGGCGGCCUACGUCAGCGCCCGCACCAUGCCUGAAGAAAAAGCAGAUGACAUUGUGGGACCGAUAACCUGUGAGGUGUCUGAGUACUCCGUACACAUCAGGUGGAUGGAGCCUAAGGCCCCUAACGGCAUGAUUAUUCUCUAUGAAGUCCAUUAUAAGAGACUGGGAGAUACAGAGGAGCUGCACCAUUGCGUAUCCAGGAAGAAUUAUAUUGCAGACGGAGGCUGCAAGCUGAGAGUGGUGCAUCCAGGGAACUAUACAGUGCGGAUCAGAGCCACCUCUCUGGCAGGCAAUGGAUCAUGGACAGAGCCAACACACUUCUAUGUGCAAGACCUACGUGUGGACCCAUCCAACAUGCUGAAGAUUGUGAUGGGUCCUGUGAUCUGUGUCUUUCUACUCAUCGUGAUGGGAGGUGUGGGCUUUUUCAUGUUCAAGAAAAAACAAACAGAAGGUCCGACUGGGCGACUUUAUACCUCUCCAAAUCCAGAGUAUUUCAGCCCAGAUGAGGUGUAUGAGCCAGACGAGUGGGAGGUGCCUCGUGAAAAGAUUACUCUGUUGCGAGAGUUAGGCCAGGGAUCUUUUGGCAUGGUGUAUGAGGGCAUAGGAAAGGACAUAGUUAAAGGUGAGCCGCAGACCUGUGUCGCGGUGAAGACGGUUAACGAGUCGGCCAGCCUCAGAGAGAGGAUUGAGUUCCUCAACGAAGCUUCUCUGAUGAAGGCAUUCAGCUGCCACCAUGUGGUGAGGCUGUUGGGGGUGGUGUCUAAAGGCCAGCCAACUCUGGUGGUGAUGGAGCUAAUGACACAUGGAGAUCUGAAGAGUUACCUGCGUUCUCUCAGACCUGACUCGGAGAAUAAUCCAGGUCGGCCUCCUCCAAUGCUGAAAGAGAUGAUUCAGAUGGCCGCUGAGAUAGCAGAUGGGAUGGCUUACCUUAACGCCAAGAAGUUUGUGCACCGAGAUCUUGCUGCCAGGAACUGCAUGGUGGCCGAAGGCCUGACUGUAAAAAUUGGAGAUUUUGGCAUGACGAGAGACAUUUAUGAGACGGAUUACUACAGAAAGGGUGGGAAGGGCCUGCUUCCUGUGAGAUGGAUGGCCCCUGAGUCGCUGAAGGAUGGAGUUUUCACAGCUCACUCAGACUGCUGGUCGUUUGGCGUGGUUUUAUGGGAGAUCAGUACUCUGGCUGAGCAGCCAUACCAGGGGCUGUCCAAUGAACAGGUCCUUAAGUUUGUGAUGGAGGGAGGAUAUCUGGACAGACCAGACAACUGCGCAGACAGAUUGCAUAGCCUAAUGCAGAUGUCUUGGCAAUACAAUCCCAAAAUGAGGCCCACCUUCCAGGAGAUCAUCGAGAUGCUCCGGGAGGAUCUGCAUCCCUCGUUUCAGGAGGUCUCCUUCUUCUACAGUGAGGAGAACAAGCCGCCUGAGACGGAGGAGUUUGAUAUGGACCUGGAGAACAUGGAGAACAUCCCAUUGGACCCUUCCUCAUACUCUCAGAGGGAGUGCUGUCUAGACGGUGACGAGGGCUCAUCCGUGGGCCUUCGGGGGAGUUAUGAGGAGCACGUGCCGUAUACACAUAUGAAUGGCAGCAAGAAAAACGGACGCAUCUUAUCCCUACCCCGAUCUAACCCUUCUUAAUAUUAUUAACCCCAUCAAGCUAUAUUAGAUUGUUUUUCAUUAUUUUAUAGAUUCACUUUCAUCAAGCUCUAUAUCAAAAGCUCUUCAGAAAGUAAUCUCAGGACAUUUGUUUUCUACUUUACUGCCUCAGUAUGAUGAUGAUGAUACAGGGUGCAGGUUUUUUUUCUUGUAUUUAAAGAAGAUACACAUCAACUGCUUCUUUCUGUCUUUUUUUUUGUUUUUGCCAAGUUUCAAGGACUGGUCAAAUGGAACAAACUGUGAAAUUAACCUCAGACAACCAGAAGGCUGCUUUUAACCUUACAUCUCCUCAGACUCUCCCCUCAUCCACCAACCGAUUUUCCCUGACUUUCUCCAGAAAAAAACAGAAUCUAGAAGAAAUUAAGAGGAAAAAAAGUGACCUUACUCUGUUUGUGACCUAUGACAUGACAUCGUGGAGCUGUGUCUGAAUCUGUACACUUUUGGCUUUGGUGGCAAACCUGUUGAACUUGGGAACUGUAGGAUGACGUUUAGCAUCCUUCCAAGAACAAACUGUCUACAGGAGAAGCCUGUACAAGACACUGCUUUUCUACCUGCUACUCAGUAUUCCAGACUACACAGAGAACGAACAGAUUUUUGGACUCUAUUUUUUUUAUUUAUUUGCCUACCUGUGCUCUUUUUCUUCUUUUUUCCCACUAGUGUUCGCACAUUUACAGCUGAAGGAUAUUUAAACUGUUUUCAGGACUUAUGACUAAAAGAGUUCCUCAGAUUGACCAAUAGUUGCUGCUUUGAUAUAUUUUAGAGGGUAUAGAUGAUGAUAAAAGUAUAUAUAAAUAUAUUAUUGAUGUUUUUGUACAUAGUUGAUAUGUUGUCAUUUGAGAGUUGUUGCCAGUUGUAGAAAUGUUUUUACAUGUUUGUCUCGAAUCUUUAUUUUUUCUAAUCUGAAAAUCAUACUAAUCAUCCUGGACCUCUGAUCAGCCAGCAGCUCCAAGAUGCACAGGAGUAUCUAGAUGCCUUCGGCUUCAGAUGUCAAAUCUUGAUAUCAAUGGAAAUAACUGCUGUAAAUAAAGCAGUGAGGUGCAUUCAACAAGAGCGAAUGGA
This is a messenger RNA of Sinocyclocheilus anshuiensis, 4716 nucleotides long. Its product is annotated as insulin receptor-like. Gene Ontology annotation, biological process: protein phosphorylation; multicellular organism development; positive regulation of MAPK cascade. NCBI's taxonomy places the organism in Eukaryota, Metazoa, Chordata, Actinopteri, Cypriniformes, Cyprinidae. The transcript has 20 exons. Bases 31 to 3639 code for a protein of 1202 amino acids. Gene Ontology annotation, molecular function: ATP binding; insulin receptor activity; insulin receptor substrate binding. The record is from RefSeq and is a predicted model, not a curated record. Gene Ontology annotation, cellular component: plasma membrane; axon; insulin receptor complex.